AAAAGGCAACUCCAGCGUUUUAACAGUAGCAAUGGCUUCUUCUCAGUCGGCAUCUUCAACUACUCAGGUGCAACCCUCCUGCUGCCAGUGCGCUUUAGCAUCAGUUAACGUCGCCAGUUUCGUGUCGGCCAAGCUCCGCCGUGAUAAGAAUUCAAACAACUACAAGUCAUGGAAAGAGCAGAUGCUAUGCCUCAUCGAGACUCAGGACUUGCUUGGCUACAUCGCCGGCGAAAUUUCUCCGCCGCCGAUGACCAGCGAAUCUUACGCCGUUUGGAGAAGGAGAGAUCGGCUGGUCAAGGGCUGGAUUUUGGGUGCACUGAGUGAUGAAGUUGUUGAAACCGCCGUUAAUUUGAACAGCGCAAGAGAUGUUUGGUUACACUUGGAAAAGGCGUUUGUCAAACCCCGAGGUCCUCCGCCGCAGGCGGCGGCGGAACAAGAGAAGGACUGGAACGAGUACUUGCCGCUGUACAUAGCGGCACUGAGGGGCGAUUGGGUUACAGCCAAGGAAAUACUGGACCAAGACCCUAACGCCGUUCAAGCUAGGGUUUCCUUCACCUCAGAAACAGCUCUCCACAUCGCCGUCGGCACCGGGAAGUCGAUUCCGUUUGUGGAAAAGCUGGUGGAUAUGAUGCCCGAUGAAUCGUUAGCACUAACGGACGAGCUAGGGUUUAACGCUCUACACGUGGCGGCAAGGACGGGGAACACGGCGGCAGCAAAAAUCCUGAUCCACAGGCUUGAAGAUUUGCUGUACAUGAAAAGCAAUUACGGAUUUUUCCCCGCCCACGAAGCAGCCAAGUCUGCCCAAAGGGACACUCUUCUGUUAUUGAUUUCUCACACCAAGGAUGAUUUUGAGCCUAAUCCUUGUGCUGGUGCAAACGGUGUAUCGCUCCUGAAUGCUAUAAUCGAUGCCGAUUUUUUCGAUAUUGCUUUGCAUUUGGUUGGCAAAUACCCUCAUACGGCGAGGAUAGAACUUCCUUAUGGUAAUUCGGCUCUGAAACGAAUAGCCCUUAAGGAGUCGGCUUUCUUGGGUGUAGCUCGAUUCAACUUCUGGGAACGUUUCAUAUCCUCUAGUGUUCAGUUGGAGAUGGAAUCGAAAGUUCGACACGACCCACCAAAUCGUGGUGACAUUGAGGACCCAACUUGUGGCACUCGGAUAUAUGUGGAGUUUCGAAGGUGGCACAGAGUGGUCCAGAAUUUGCAUUUCACUCUUUGCAAAGUCAUAAAACAACUCGUGCCUCGCAUAAAGGUAAUUCACGACAAAAAAAUGAUGCACCACCAAGCACUGGAACUCGUCAAAUGUUUGUGCAAGCACAUGGGAUCUUUAAAUUACACAGAAGCUGCACCUAUCUACAGAGAAGCCAUGAUAACCGCCGCACGUGUAGGUAUCCACGAGGUUAUAGAAGUGAUCGUAGAGGCAUUUCCCGCCGCAAUUUACAAUCGCCACGCUACUACCAAGCAUUUCAUCUUCCACCUGGCGGCACAAAACCGCUGUGAGAAAGUAUAUAAUCUAAUCUAUCAGACGAGCGGCCAUAAGCACCAGUACGCAGAUGCAAAAGACUCUUCUGGCAACACACUCUUGCACCUGGCUGCAGGUUUAGCACCUCCUCACAAGCUCAAUCUAGUUUCGGGUGCAGCUCUUCAGAUGCAGCGUGAAUUACAAUGGUUUAAGGAAGUGGAAAAAUUUGUUCAUCCUUACACGAAAGAACGGCCAAACUAUGCUGGAAAAACUCCGAAGAUGGUGUUCACAGAGGAGCACAAAGACCUGAAAAUCGAAGGAGAAAAGUGGAUGAAAGAUACUGCCAACUCAUGCACAAUCGCCGCAGCAUUAAUAGCCACCGUUGUAUUUGCCGCAGCUAUUACAGUGCCAGGUGGCAACGAAUCAACCACUGGAUACCCGAUAUUCUUGAAAUCAGGUGCGUUCGUACUAUUUGCAGUUUCUGAUGCUGUCUCUUUAUUCACAUCGACAACUUCUCUGUUGAUGUUUUUAUCGAUACUGACUUCGCGCUAUGCGGAAGAGGAUUUUCUGUACGCACUGCCCAAGAGGCUGUGUAUUGGUCUCUUCACUCUUUUCGUGUCUAUUUUGUUUAUGACGAUAGCAUUUAGUGCUACACUAUAUUUGGUGUUCGGUUUGAAUAAUCGGUGGGUUGUGAUGCCGGUGGCUGCACUUGCUUGUUUACCGAUAUCUUCGUUUGUGCUAUUGCAAUUCCCGCUUCUCGUGGAUGUGAUUUCUUCGACGUAUGGCCGUGGCAUUUUCGGUAAGCAAAGUGAUAAUUCAUUUUAUUAGAGUGAGAUUCAAUAAGAAAGUAUUGUCAUAUGUAAUUAAUUACACUUCCAUUGAUUCUGUAUAUGUUGGUAAAUCUAUAAUUUAUAUUUAUAAAUAUAUUUAUCAUGUAUAUCUUUGACCA
Molecule: messenger RNA, 2405 nt
Organism: Erythranthe guttata (spotted monkey flower)
Lineage: Eukaryota; Viridiplantae; Streptophyta; Magnoliopsida; Lamiales; Phrymaceae
Cellular component (GO): membrane
Molecular function (GO): protein binding
Source: RefSeq, a predicted model, not a curated record